Alternaria burnsii is the source of this 2739-nucleotide messenger RNA. RefSeq names its product spindle pole body component alp6. The record is from RefSeq and is a predicted model, not a curated record. Gene Ontology annotation, biological process: spindle assembly; microtubule nucleation; meiotic cell cycle. Gene Ontology annotation, molecular function: gamma-tubulin binding; microtubule minus-end binding. Bases 1 to 2739 code for a protein of 912 amino acids. The transcript has 2 exons. NCBI's taxonomy places the organism in Eukaryota, Fungi, Ascomycota, Dothideomycetes, Pleosporales, Pleosporaceae. Gene Ontology annotation, cellular component: centrosome; gamma-tubulin small complex; spindle pole.
AUGGCAACACUCCACCGCGAGCGCGUCGAACACGCGCUGAACGAGCUGCUGGUCCGCAUCGUGCCAGAAGAUGCCAAUGACGACGAAGAAGCGGCAAACCAGCGCUUCGAGGACGCUUACGACUUUGCCAUUGACGCGCUGACGGAGGCGGGAGAUGCUUCACUCGUGCCUGAUGUGCAGCACAUUGCAAGCCUGAUUGACCGCAAGGUCUCGGGUCCUCUCAACGACCAGCGCAAGAGCGCCCGUCUACACAACCUCCUCGCACGCCUGGAGACACAGACCGUCUUGGACCAGAAAUGGCGCAUGCUGUACUUUCUCUACAACCUGUCCCCCAACGCCGAAGCCUCCCAAGACCCCCGCCCAGUCCAAGACCCGCGUGGCUUCUCCCGCGAACCCACGACGCCUUCCAAACGCCAGAGCGUCGCUGCCUCGUCACAUGCCUUCCAAGAUGCCUUUGCAAAGCCCGGCCUGACCCAACUGCCCGUCAAUGCCGGCUCGCCCAAAGCCUCUACGUCCACUCGCCCAUCGCCAAUGGCCGACAAGCCAGAGAAGCGAAGAGAGAGGCGCCCCGACACCGCCAAGGACCAGCAACAGGCGAAUGGAGGCCACGUAGAAAAGGCAGAGACGGGGCCCUCAGAACCCAUCCUGUUGAGAGAGCUACCCUUCACGCUCCAAGGCUACUCGUCCACAAACCUCACCUUCCCUCUAUCGACAGCGCUCAAGCUCCCUCCGACCCUCCCGGUGCCCCUUGUCAGCCUGUUGCAUACCCUUGCUGAGCCUGCCAUACUAUACAAAAACCUAGCCGAGUUCGUCGAGGCAAACGAUGGAGGUCUUAUUGAGCAAAGCUUCCGCGCGGCUCUGGCCAAGGAGCUGAGAGCAUACUUGGGGCUUGUUGCAACCUUGGAGGGACAAAUCAAGAGAGCGCUGGCACAAAUGAGCGACGCACCAACGCAACAGGGUAUCAGCAAGGCCGGUGUCACUCUCAAGCGAUGUGUCAUCUGGAUAAGAGAACCGACCAUGGGCUUGCGACUGAUGAGCUUGAUGGUGGAAGAAUCCAAGAGCAAGAAGGGCGGCGAGCUAAUAGCCCUCAUUCAUUCCUUCUCUCUCAACCACGGCGAUCCGUAUGUUAUGAGCUUCGCCGAGCGCCUGCUCUCGGACGUCACUCGACCCUUCUAUGAUAUGCUCCGCCAAUGGGUCUACGACGGCGAGCUUGCUGAUCCCUUUGGUGAGUUCUUCGUCUCUGAACAGAGCGAGGAUGAUAUCCUCGAGGCCAAUGGGAACGAGGGGAAAGGAGGUGCUACGAGCGUCUGGGAAGACAAGUACAGACUGAACGACAAGAUGGUCCCUACAAUCGUAACCAACGACUUCGCCAAGAAGGUCUUCUUAAUCGGCAAGACUCUCAACUUCAUUCGCUAUGGUUGCGGAGAUGCAGCAUGGGUUGACAAAUACUCCAAGGAAGCCUCAAAGGAACUACAGUAUGGCGAUACAGCCAAUCUCGAACGCUCCAUUGGCGAUGCCUACAAGACCACCAUGGCCCGCCUAAUCGAUCUGAUGGCGAACAAGUUCAAGCUUUUUGAUCAUCUCCAGGCUCUGAAGCAGUAUAUGCUACUGGGCGCUGGUGACUUCAUCGCUGUCCUGAUGGAGUCGCUGUCGUCCAACCUUGACCGGCCAGCCAACACACAAUAUCGGCACACCCUCACUGCCCAGCUCGAGCACGCUGUUAGGAACUCGAACGCCCAAUUUGACACUUCCGACGUACUACGUCGCCUCGACUCACGCAUGCUGGAGCUGUCGCACGGGGAGAUUGGGUGGGAUGUCUUCACCCUUGAAUAUAAGAUCGAUGCACCCGUUGAUGUCAUCGUCACACCCUUUGGCUCCAAGCAAUAUCUCAAAGUCUUCAACUUUCUCUGGCGUGUUAAGCGUGUCGAGUUUGCUCUUGGUUCAACAUGGCGUCGGUGCAUGACUGGUGCUCGCGGCGUUCUCGGUACUGUAGCUGAUAAAGUCGGAUCAGAUUGGAAGAAAGCGCGCUGUGCAAUGGCUGAGAUGGUUCAUUUCGUCAAUCAGUUGCAGCACUACAUUCUCUUUGAGGUCAUUGAAUCAUCCUGGAUCGAUUUACAGGGAGCGCUGAACAAGCCGGAAAGCACAUUGGACGACAUGAUCGAAGCUCACGCUAUCUAUCUAAAUAACAUCACGCGGAAAGGUCUUCUUGGAAGCUCAAGCAUCGACUUUACAGGUCAGCUGCACGAGCUAUUAAAGACUAUGUUGGCAUAUAAAGAUGCAGUAGACGGCUUGUACUCCUUCUCUGUGGCUGAAUUCACCCGCCGACAGGAGCAUGCGGCCAAGAUCGAGACCCGCACAGCAGCAGGUCGCUGGGGUCUGUCUGAGAAGGACAACUCGUCUGCAGACCCUUUUUCUCGAUCGCAUUCGCGCGCAGCAUCUCGCCAAGACGAAUCGCCUUUCCCGCCACCUCUGCUCAAGAUUGGAAUGACAGGCUCGGCCGAGGACGAUGUCUUACCGGCAUUACAAAAGCGUCUAAGUCAGUUGACGGAAGACUUCCGAGCCAGAAUCAGCAUCUUGUUGGGUGAUCUAGUACACUCGCCUGACGGUGAACUGAAGAUGCUGGCUGUUAAUAUAAACUUCAACGAUGUUUACAAGCCGGAGCGGAGACGGAGAAAAGGUUCUCAGAGAUCAAAAGAGAAGGAGAAGGAAACGCCAAGGGUUGCACCCUCAGCCGCGUAA